AUGUCUCAGGGCAGUGGAAGACUUUGGAGUGGUAAUCGGGAACAGAUCCUCUGGUUUGCUUUUGCUUACCUCCUCCUGGCGUUACCAUGUAUGGGCUUCCUCCCUAACUUUUGGUCCCGUGUGCUGACCCUCGCCUGGGACUCACACACACACCAGUACAUCACUGAGCAAGCCAUCCUCAAUGUUACCUGUGAGACCCUGAUGGGCCUCGACAAACACCAGCUCAGCUGUGUAGAGGAACAGGCUGGACUUGGUCGUGCCUUCUGGCGGGCUGUGGGCGAGGUGGGGAAAUCAAAUGCAGCAAUGGAUUUUCUGAGCUCCACCAGAUCUGACCCGGUGUACCACUUUGACUCAGAGCGUGUGGACAGUGCCAUAGUCAUGUUACGACAAUUCUGGGCCCAGGCCCUGCUCUCAAUCCAGGCAAAAGAGUACCAAAGUGCCCGCCAGAGCUUGGGGAAGCUAUUUCACUCACUACAGGAUUUCUACAGCCAUAGUAAUUGGGUGGAAAUGGGCCAUCGCACCAUUUACCACCAUCUGCUGCAGCCUGACGAACCUGCCUUUCCUGUAGCUAAGGAUGAUACUCCUACCUGUCUGGAAUGCUUCAGUUCUACCUGUAGAGACAACAUCUUGCCAAGAUUCACCUGGAGAAAGCAUCCCUCCUUGCUGCUCACCACUGGCUAUUUCAGCACUCACCCUCCCAAACCAGAGGGCAAAUGUAGCCAUGGAGGUAUUAUGGACAGUAGUCGGCAUAAAGGUGCCAAAGGGGGCAUCAAUAAGGAUACCACAUCCCCACUCUUCUCCCCUCACCAUUACCUCCAUGUAGAAGCUGCUGGUCUGGCCACUGAGGCCACGCUUGCUGUACUGAGGGACCUCAGAGACACCGUGGGCCAUAUAAGCUUUCUCAGGCUCUUCAGUGUCAAGCAGCCUCCUGCACUCAUAUUUGUCAUGGACACAACGGGUAGCAUGUUCGAGGAGAUCACUGCUGCCCGCCUGCGGGCUUUAUCUAUCAUAAAGAGCCGUGCUAAUACACCUGGGCAACCUGGUACUUUUCUGUUCGUGCCCUUCCAUGACCCAGAGGUGGGACCAGUGUAUGAAACAGAUGAUCCAAACCAGUUUAUGGGCUACAUGGAAAACGUAAUGGCCUUGGGGGGAGGGGACGAGCCAGAGAUGUGUCUUUCUGGCAUUCAGCUGGCCCUCACUCACAGUCCACCACUGUCAGAGAUCUUUGUAUUCACUGAUGCCUCCCCAAAAGACGCUCACCUGUUUAAUGCUGUGAAGGCCCUCACACUUGAAAGACAAUGCAAGGUUACCUUCCUCCUAACUGAAGACCCUGGCUAUGUGAUAAAGGGCAGAAUGAGGAGGAGGAGAAGUAGGGAGCAAUUGUCCCAUGACCGUUUCUCCCUCUACUCCUCUCUGUCUUCUUUGUCGGGUGGCCUGACAGUCUUCACCACCAACUCUGACAUCUACAGGGUUUCCACCAUAGUGGAGGACAACACGGCUGCUGACAGGGUGACUCUUCUUCAUGUGGAGAGUGAUAGUGACUCCACAUCCUCCCAUCCCUUCAUGGUUGACAGUGCAGUCAGGACAGUCACCCUGCACCUCACUGGCAAUGUGACAGACUGUAAACUCAUCGACCCAUCAGGCCACCGCCAGUCUCUGUUGGGUGAGCAAGGCCCUUUGGCAGAGCUGGAGCUUUUUGAAGGUUUGUACCGUGUAAGGCUGCUCUCUCCUAUACAGCCAGGCCAGUGGACCCUCCAGGCCCAAACUGACGGCCACUUCACGUUCAACAUUAUUGGUGACAGCAACAUGGAUUUCCUGUAUUACUUUGCCACUGUAGCUAAUGAGACACACCCAGGUCUGGAAAGAGUGCAGGGCAGUCCAAUAGCAGGUGUUCCUACCUUUCUGGUGGUAGCUGUUAUGGGCUUAGUUCCCAGUGAAGAAAUCUCUUUCAGUCAUGUGACACUGCUGGGAGCCAAUGGAGAGAGCUUACUGCAGGUUCAGCUGAACUCCUCUUCCUCUGCCUCUUCCUCCUUGUUCUCCCACACCGGGGAAGAGCUGGUCGGUCAGGUGGACUCAGUUCCCCGAAAGCCCUUCUGUGUCCGUCUGUCUGGCAGAGACAAAAGAGGAAACAAGCUGGAGAGGGUUUCCACUGAAAUUAUACAACCAACUCACAUUCAGAUACAAGUGCUCUCUAUCCCACACCUGGUACCAGGUCACAGUACCAUGGUACACUUUGAUGUCCUGAACCACGGCCCAGCCCGGCUCUUUAAUCUGACCGCCAAUGACAACUGUGGAUAUCUGCACCAGAGAGGUCCUCACAGCUUCCCUGUUGCAGAAAGAGGGUCUCUACGUGGUCAGGUGGAUCUUCACACCCCUGCCAGAGCUGAGGCAGGGGCAACUGUUACUUUGACAUUCACUGUGCGGGCGCUGGACUCUCAGGAUUCAAACUACGUAGUGGCCUACCUGACUGUGGUUCCCCCAGACCCUGACACGUCCCCUCCAUUGUGUUCUCCCAUGCCUGUGGACGGGCCCUGUGCCACCAAGUGCACCGGCUCCAGCUGGAGCGUCUCCAUGGCGUUGACGGACAGGGGGCGCUCUGGGCUCGCCUCCCUGAUGCUGCACCACGGCGAGGGUGUCCUCACUCCGCUCCACAACCCAACCCCCUCACAGGAAAGCCCGCUGGGAGAGACGCACACCGGCCAUGAUCAGCUCCAGGCAGACAGAGACAGAGCCACCACCCUAGUGAGCCCCGGCCAUCACAAGUUCAGACUGAAGAAAGGAGACCCUCCUCUGAACGUGUCGGAAUGGAUAGGGGGCUCGUCUCAGCCCCUGUGGGUCACAUACACAUCGAGUUGCUGCUCUGCCUGGGCGGAGCUCCUGGUAUGGGACAAGGCCGGCAACAUGAAACGCUGUCGUCUGAUGUAUGGUCAACAGAAGGCACUAAGGGACAGUGGCACAGAAAGCAACAGAACUGAAAACACCCUGCUCUCAAGUGGCUUUGUGGUGCUAUUGGGCUUGAUAUGGACUAUUCUGCUUUAG
Messenger RNA from Lampris incognitus (smalleye Pacific opah), 3039 nucleotides. RefSeq names its product von Willebrand factor A domain containing 7 (gene vwa7). The coding region runs from base 1 to 3039 and encodes 1012 amino acids. The record is from RefSeq and is a predicted model, not a curated record. Lineage: Eukaryota; Metazoa; Chordata; Actinopteri; Lampriformes; Lampridae. The transcript is spliced from 16 exons.